CUGAACAACCUCUGUCUGGCCUCCCCACAGAUUGAAGACAUCGUUACACGGAUACAAGAUGAGAAAGCAGGUGGCGUCGCCAUCCGGACCGUCAAAAGCUUCCUCUCCAAGAUCCCAAGUGUGGUAUCAGGAGCAGACAUUGUUCAGUGGCUCAUGAAAAACCUCUCCAUCGAGGAUCCAGCUGAAGCCAUCCACCUCGGGAGUCUGAUCGCUGCCCACGGCUACAUCUUCCCCAUCUCAGACCACGUUCUGACACUGAAAGACGACGGGACCCUUUAUCGCUUUCAGUCUCCAUACUUCUGGCCUUCAAAUUGUUGGGAACCCGAGAACACAGACUAUGCCAUUUACCUGUGCAAGCGCACCAUGCAGAAUAAAGCCAGGCUGGAGCUCGCUGACUAUGAAGCUGAGAACCUCGCCCGCCUGCAGAGGGCUUUCGCCAGGAAGUGGGAGUUCAUCUUCAUGCAAGCCGAGGCUCAAGUCAAGAUCGACAGGAAGAAGGACAAGGCAGAGAGGAAGAUCCUUGACAGCCAGGAGAGAGCAUUUUGGGACGUCCACCGGCCAGUGCCAGGCUGUGUCAACACCACAGAGAUGGACAUCCGCAAGUGCCGAAGAGAGAAGAACCCACACAGGGUAAAAAAGUCGGUCUACGGGGUACCAGAUGAUGGCCAGAGCCAGCCGAGUCCCAUCCACAUCAGCUCCCAGACAGCCAGGAAGCCCACCAAAGAGGAUGUUCAGAAGGAGAUUACCUUCUUGAACAUCCAGCUGGACAGACACUGUAUGAAGGUUUCCAAAGUGGCCGACAGUCUGAUGAGCUACACGGAGCAGUUCAUGGAGUAUGACUCCUUUGUGUCGGCCACAGAGCCCUCCAACCCCUGGAUCAGUGACGACACUUCCUUCUGGGACUUGGAGGCAAGUCGUGACCCCAGCCAGCAGCGUGUGAAGAAAUGGGGCUUCUCUCUGGAGGAAGCACUGAAGGAUCCUGCAGGACGAGACCAGUUCCUCAAGUUCCUGGAGUCAGAAUUCAGCUCAGAGAACCUGCGGUUCUGGUUGGCAGUGCAGGAUCUGAAACGCCGGCCGCUCCAGGAAGUGUCGUCCAGAGCUCAGGAGAUCUGGCAGGAGUUUCUGGCCGAAGGAGCACCGAGCUCCAUCAACCUGGACUCUCACAGCUACGAGCGCACCAGCCAGAACCUCAAAGACCCGGGACGAUACAGCUAUGAGGACGCUCAGGAGCACAUAUUCAAGCUAAUGAAAAGUGACAGCUAUGCACGCUUUUUGCGAUCCAACAUCUACCAAGACCUCCUGUUAGCUAGAAAGAAGCAGCCAGCAGACACUGAACAGGGCCGCCGCACCUCCUUGGAGAAGUUCACCCGCAGUGUGGGCAAGUCGUUGACGGGAAAGCGCCUGACAGGCCUGAUGCAGUCCUGACACAGCCUGUGCCGGAGGUGCACAGCCAGACCCUGUUGGGUGGAGGACUGCCUCACAGGGACUGGGGAAGGGGCACAGACAUGGGAGCUGGGCUGGACAGGGCUGCUGCUGAUGUGGAGGCUCUCAGAUGCUGCCCCGAGGACUGCUGCCAUAUUGGUAGCGCAGCACUGGGCCUGCCGGGGUGAACGCCCCACACACUGAAGAAAAAAGACAAUGCCGACAAGGGGAACCUCAGCCAACGCAUCACACGGCAUGCAGCAUACAGUAUAAGCACAUCCAGUCUAGGGCUGCCCCACUCUUCUUCAUCAAUUUCGGUGGCAAAACUGGUUGCUAGGCUUGGCUAAGCUAAUCAGUUUCUAUUCUUCUCAUGUUGUUUUAUAUACACGUGUUCCUUGGAAAUUCAAAGAACAUCUCUGGUGUUGCAACAAUAAUCUUUGAUAAAUUUAAAAGUCAUUUGCCACAACGUUUGCAGUGACGACUAGUGAUUUAGUUCUCCAAAAAUAGCCGGAGCCAGUCCUAGCUCAAAGUCAAAGGCACAUCAACACUAUUUUACAUAUGUCUCUGUACUCACAAGGCAGCCAGCAAUAAAUACAGCGUGAUACCACCUUUUUUCUUUUUUUUUUUUUUUAGAAAUAAAUCCAACCUCUUUUUAUAUCCUUGAAAUUUCUAUUAUAUCUCUAUCUUAUGAAGCACAUGACAUGCCAGUUUAACAGUGAGCACAGUUUUGGCCGUAAUCGAGAACACAAAGCCUGUCUCUCCCAUACGUUCUAUUUAAUGAUGUCUAAAAUGGAUUUUUGAAGGUAUAAUUUUUCAUGCUUCAUUACAUUCCAAAAUCUGGCAUAAGGGCUUAAUGUAGCAUUCACACUGCACCGCUGCAUGUUUCAUCCAAACGUCUUUGUCGAGAAUUAAUGUUUCGUUUCUACAACAGCGCCCUGUAAUGAGACUUGUGGCAAAGAUGAAUUUAUUCCAGUUGGCAAAUCGGUUCACUGCUUUCACAACUUCCAGGCUUCGAGUUCCAAAAUUUACAGGCUGCACAGUCAAAUUCAUCGAUUCCAAAAGUCUGUGUGAAUAACUCAGAUGCUCAUGACUCUCAGACGUGGUUGUGUGAACCAUCGUGAUUGGAGGUUUUACUUUAGUCACAGUUCUAGUGUGCACAGUAACGUGUGAAAUAGCACCCACAUGCUUCAUGGGCUCCUGCUAUAGUGUAGUAUUUAAAGUUUCCAGUGCCAUGGGUCCAUCUAGUGGUGGGUAAACCACAGGACCAGAGUGUAACAAGACUGUAUUCUUCUGUGUUCACAUCAUAUCGAAGGACAUCAUGAUGUCAAAACUAGUUGUUCUCCGAUCAUGGAGAUAUUACAAGGCCUGCUGCCCAAUAUGGGAUCAUUUAUGUUUUGUUGCUUUUUUUUACUGCAUGAAUAUUUCAUCAUUUAUUUACGCAGAACAAUGGAACCUGCCCAAUUUUUGUUGGCAAAAUGUUUUGCCGUGACUCUCCAUCUAAUAAUCGUCCUGUGUUUUGAUGUGGAAAAUGGUGCAUGUUGGACCAUAAUGAAGUGAGGCGAAGAUGGUUGGACUCUCCAAAGACAGCGCACAGACAGGAACAGACCUAAAACUGGAGCAACGCUCCUCAGUGAUAGGACAUCUAAGCUCUGGGACGCAACUGGGGACAAUAUUUGGCCCUGGAUGGGUGCUGCACCCAGAACAUGAAGGCCUCUCUGCUUCACUCUGGCUUCAGCCUUCUUCUACAAACAGAAAGUGCUUGAACUGAGGAGUUUUCAAUCUCACAGCUCCCCCAUGAGGCCAGCGACUGCUACAGUGACAGACUAUGCUGCUGAAUGAGUCAAUCAUCUAUUGUUUUUUUUUGUUUUGUUUUUUAGAGUCAUUGCGAUGCACUGUACAGGUCAUAUUAAUAAUUAUCAUUACUAUCAUAAACCAGUAACCUCUUGAGUAUAAAGUAGAGAGAGAUGCUUAACUCGAGUCGAUGUACCAAAUGUUAUCCUCAGCACAAACACAAUGCCACUAUGUACCGAGUGCAUUGUAAAUGUAAAUUGGCUAAUUUCAUUAUCCAAAAGCACACUUUAUUAUGAUAUGGGCACAUUACUAUGCAUGUAACAUAUUCAGGGCAUUUUGUGCUUUUAGUUUCUCAAUCAGCAAGACAACUACUGGCACUCUAAAACACGCAAGCACCUGCUAUCUAUUCAUGGGUACCAAAUAAUAAAAACUCUGGACCUGUC
Acanthochromis polyacanthus (spiny chromis) is the source of this 3656-nucleotide messenger RNA. Its product is annotated as regulator of G-protein signaling 6-like. The annotation marks the transcript as partial. The transcript has 15 exons. The record is from RefSeq and is a predicted model, not a curated record. Lineage: Eukaryota; Metazoa; Chordata; Actinopteri; Pomacentridae. Gene Ontology annotation, biological process: regulation of G protein-coupled receptor signaling pathway; G protein-coupled receptor signaling pathway; intracellular signal transduction.